CUUCUUCUUCUUUUUUUUUUUUUUUUUUUUUUUUUUUUUUGCAGACACAGAGAGUUCCUGUAAGGCAGGGCUUGCAGCUCAGCUGUGCAUUGACAUUAUUUGCAUUCUUCUGCUAGGAUUACCGAGCCUUUUUGCCUUUUGCACAGUCAGGAGGGAUAUAGCAGGUUGGUAGCGUCUAAGUGUGCAAUGCUUUAUAUAAUAGUUCAUUUCUUUAGUAUGCACGCAUAUUCAAAGUCAUUUUGUGUGCAACAGGAAUCCAAACUUUUGAAAAGUCUCGAGGUGAAGAUGAAAGGCAAAACUCGCCCUAAACUAGUAGGAAAUUUCUGUGAUCUUAUAUUCUUUGGGGGAAGGAACCACUGCGGUGCCAGCGUUCAGCUUACAUUUUUAUUGAUUUCGCUUUGGACAUUAGGCAACUUUUGAUUUUUAAGGGAAGUAAAGGUGAAGUGUGGAGAGCAGUGUAUUAUUUAAAAAAAAAAAAAGUCUUGCUUUUCCGAGAUUUUGUACUUUGUGUCAACUGCUUGCAGAGGUGAAGACUCAAAAUGUGUUUGGCCCUUUGGAAGAUGCUUUUGCGCCUGGGGGAGGACUUUAGGGGGUGAGCAGCGUUAUUUGUGCGCAUUGUAUCAAACCUGAGCCGACUACACUGUUUCAUUGGCAACUACAGUGAAAUUUUGUAAGUGUGUAACUGCUUAGACUUGGUAGGAAGUUCUAUAAUAGGUCAGAAGUUCAGGACUGUGGUUGCCUUUUUCUUUUUCAAAUUUAAUUAAUUAAAAAAAUGUUUUGUAAGGCUGUAUUUUGCAAACUUACUGAUGUUCUGUAGCUGGAUUAAAAAAUAAAAGAGUCCUGCAUGGUGUCACUGAAGAGAUGCGUAGGCGCCCGUGAGACCUUUAAUGACUUGUUUCAAGAGCAAUCUUCCUUGACAUAGAGAAAUCUGGUGGUAUCUGAGAAAUGCCCCAAAAUGAAGAGGUCUGCUAGGUUACCUAAGAACACCACUAGAGCAAGAUCUGGGGAUAUUAAAGUAUCCAGUAAGCUUUUUGCCACACUGCGUUUGGAGUUGUGAUACCAUUUAAUUCUACCUGAUGAACAUGACGUAUCUAAUCCCGUGACAGAAGGGAUUGUUCUUCAGAAUUUAAAGGAAGACUGUUUAUGGUCGUUUGUUUCGUGUUCCAGGUCAGGGGAGGAGGAAAUAUUUUAACUGUUUCAGAAAUGUGCAGAUGAACCUGGGAAUUGGCAUUUCUUUUUUAAAGGUGUGGAUAUUCCUUAGCUAGGAGAAUCUCAAAAUCUUGAGCAGAGAAAUCAGAGUGUACAAGAGUCAGUCCAUGCGGUAGCAAUACUAAAGAAAUAACUCCUAGUUACUUUGUAUUUGGUAAACAUUCACUCAUUCAUUCAACUCAGCUUAAUAUAUGUAUGUAUGAUAUCCAUGUUUAUGUCUGUAUACAUGUAUGCAUAAUUAUACAUACAUACACAUGUAUAUUUGCAUGCAUGUGUUAUGUGCAUAGAGUUUGGGGGGGUACACGAGAAUAUUUAAAAUGAAGUCUUUUUCUUCAAGAAUUACCGUCUGGUUUGAGAAAGUGAGAAUGUGAGGACAUUUUUGUGACACAGACAGCAGUAGGGAUUGGGCAGCGAGAUGGCCCAGGACGUAAAGGUUGCCAAGCCAACCUUACUUCCAUCCUCCAAAGCCAAACGGUGGAAAGAAACUCCUCCAAGUUGUCCCUUGACCUCCACAUGUGCACCAUGCACACCCCAGACACACAGAAUAAGUAAACGGAAUUAUAAAACAAAAUUUAAAAGCCCAGCUAUUGAAGAGGCACAGGGCUACCAUGGUUCAGAGGCCACAAUGAGUCUUUUAUUUGGGGAGUUGUAAGGACACUGCGGGAAGAAGGUUAUAUGUCCUAUGAUCCGGAGGACACCUCACCAUCACCCAAUUUGAACCUUGGGCUAUACAUUAACUUCCUCUUGCCAUAGUUUUUGGGCUUACUUGUAAGAUAAUUCCUUUCUCAGCAGGUCUUUUUUUCCCCCUUUGGAAGCUAACAGGGAGGUAUCCACUCUUGAUCAUGGACCAGGGGUGGGUGGUCCUUCAAGUAAUUUAUGCAGAUGAGCUUUCCCAACCAGACCUUGCUUGCAAACUCUAUCUGGUCUGAACAUGAGGCCUUUUGUCCAAAAGGAAAAUUAUUGGUGGAAAGAUGUGGGCAAUCAUUUCAGAAAUGGCCAAGGAGCCUUGGCCUGGUCUUUUUAUGUGGACUACGCCUGGCUUAGCAGGGCUGUCUUCAAAUAGCCAAAAGCACUCUUUCUUUCUUUUUUUUUUUUUUUAAUUCUUCUUUUUUUCUACUCAGUUCCAGACUUCUAAUACUCUAGCCAGAAGAAAUGGGAGGAACAGUGAGAGGUGGGCACAGUCUCCCAGUAUUGAAGAAUUUAACAGCGUGUUCAAUUCGCGAACCUUUACGAACUUUUCAGAUCACUAUAAUUCGGUUUUUACAGACCUCUAAUUUAAGGCAUAGCAGAGGCAAAGAAUUACAGACUGCCCAGGAGCUGGAAGGACUGGGCUCCUUCUCCCUAGCCUUUUUACCAACAGUGAGAUUCCGAGAAAGAAUUUUCUUAAAAAGAGAUUCUGUUUUCCACAGUUGUAAGUUUAGGUGGUAUGUUUCUCAGCUUGUUUGUGUUAGCUGUCUGGGGUUGAGCUUUUUCUUUUUCAAAUAUUAAAGCAGUAGUGUGCCUUUUGAGGAAAUCUGAAAUGUAAGUUAACAGGAAGGGUCCAAGAGAGUGCCGGAAUUCCUGAAUAUUACAGGAAGGCAAGCCACAGGAAAAAUGUGUCAUCUACACUACCCGGGAGAGAAAGCUAUUGUGAUCGGCCAGAAUGGUCUUCUGAGGAAGAGAGGGAGGUCUAGCAUCUCCUGGUUUACCUGAAAAUAUAUAAACUUGACCCCUUUAGAAACCAGUCUUUCUUGCUUCGUUUUCUAUUCACCUUGGGAAAAAAAAAAAAGCCCCACAAAACAAUAUGAUCUUAUUUUAGUUGAAUGUAGUCAUAAGUAAGUCAUGUAAGAUAUGCUCCCAAGGCGUACUUGGAAAAUGGCAGGGGCCAUCUCAACCCUCCUGCGUUAAUCUCUGCUCCUGUAAUUCACUCCCCCCAGGGGGGCACCAGAUGUGUACACUGCUCAUUCAGUGUACAUGCCUUUGUUGGGUCAUAUCAGGCAGACUUGUCAUGCUUGGCCUGUAAUCUGAGCCGGUGUGUUUUAUAACUCUGUCGGUCUCAGGACACCCAGGCAGAAUUGGCACCUUGGGCCUCCUGUUUGUUUUGUGUUGGUGUUGCUUUCUGUCCUUUCUAGCAUGGUGUGCAUGUGCGUAUGUGUGUGUUGGUGAUGCAGUUUCUGGACACGAGGGUUGAGAUUCUCAUUCCUCUGUUUUUCACAGACUAAUGCCUUUUUUUUUUUUUUUACCCCCCCCCCUCAAUCUAUUAAAACCUAAAAAAAUCUACAUGGAGUAGUUUUAAAACUUAAAAUAUUUAUGAAUAGUACUUCUUUUAUUAUAGGAAUAUUUGAUAGAAAAGGAAAACAAAAAUGUCUAAUUGCUGUAGAGUACAUUGUGACAUGCACUCUUUAGGCUUUUGGGCUGUGCCUAUGUGUCGGAAAAAAUGCAAACUAUGUAGCCCACGAGUGGCUACUAGACUGCUUUUUAUUUCCCCAAUGUACUAUGAAUUAUGUCUGAGUCCACGUCUCUUUACAUUGCAAUAUUCAGUUCCACUUCAUUUGCUUAAAUAGAAUUAAAGGAAUUUGAGUACCUGUUUACCUCAAUAGCGCACAUUGCCACAUGUUCCUGGGCAGACGAUGGCAAGAGACUAAAUUCCAGGAAGUCAACUGCAGAUUGUGAGUGUCUGAUUCUCCUUUAUCCCCCAAUAUUUUCUCUCUAUUUCAAAACUAGGCUUUGAUUAUCAUUAUUAUAGAAAUGGUCCAUGGUCGUUGAAAAAUUUAAACCGAAGAGAAAAUUCAUGAUAAGAAGACUGAACCUGAGCCAACUUUUGAUGCUGUGCGUCUUUACUCCUAGAACUAGGUAGGCAGGGGCAAGUGGGUCUCUGUGAGUUCAAGAGCAUCCUGGUCCACGUAGUGGGUUCUAGGUCAGCCAGGGCUGUAUAGUGAGUAUAUCAAAACACACACACACACACACACACACACACACACACACACACACACACACACAACUUCACCUCAAACUUCUCAGGGAUAAUUACUGUUCAUUUUUGAUGACUAACUUUGUAUACACAGUCUUACAUGUGUUAUUUUACUGUAUGGGAUAUUUUUCUUAAAGCCUCCCAUGACACUUGGCUGUCUUCCAACAUUAGCACACAAACAGUGGCCUCAUUCUUUGUCACAGUUGUGUAUUUUAACUUGUAAGGGCACAGCCAUACACUCAAGUCUUCCGUGAACUUUCACACAGUUGCCAUCCUAUUUGCGGGCAUAAGUGGCAUUGCAAGGAAUUCUUUGGAAUUAGAUUAUUGCACAGAAGCCCAAUUCAUUCAUUCAUUCAUUCAUUCAUUCAUAUUUAAAAAUCAUUCAUUCUUUCUUUUUUUAAAGUUUGUAUUAGAAACAUUCUCAUAUGGUAUCUUUUUUUUUUUCCCCCCCGGAACUGAGGACCGAACCCAGGGCCUUGCGCUUGCUAGGCAAGCACUCUACCACUGAGCUAAAUCCCCAACCCCAUAUGAUAUCUUUGUGAUGGUAUUUUUCACCUCCCCCAACCCCUCUCAGAUCGUCCCCACCAUUCAACUUCAGGUUCUUUCUCUCUCUGAAAACAAAAACAGAAACAAAACAAAAUCAAGAUGGGCAAAGUACAAAAAAAAAAAAAUCAAUAAAAUAAAACAAAAAAAGGAGCAAAACAAGAACCAAAAAAAAAAAAAAAAAAAAAAAAGAACCAAAAAAAAGGAGCAAAACAAAAAGCAGAACACACACACACAAGACAUACACACACAUAUACAUACACACAUAUACAUACACACAUACACACACACAUACACACACACACACACACACACACACAAACACACCCCACAUAUGCACCCCAUGGUGUCUGUUUUGUGCUGACCAACUACUUUUUGCAACUUGAUAAAUGGUAUUUAUAUUUGAUUCCUACUUACAUUUUUUGAAGUAGUAAGUUGAAAAUGUUCAUUUUUCUUGACAUUUCUGUUUCAUUUGGUUUUUCCCCCCUCAUAAAAUAUAUCUUUAACAUUUCACAUAAAGGUAAAAUUACUUUUAUAGUUAGGCUUUAAAACCUCAAGACUGUAGAGGUUAGAUAAUCAUAUGUUGGAACUUCGGUUCUGUACAAGUGAAUGGUUUCAGUCCUUGAUAAGUUCUAAUUUUAUUUUUUUGACCAUAGUGUCUCGUGUACACAUCACAUAUUUUACAAUGUAAACUCAGUGUGUUUACACUGUCCAUUGCUGUCCAGACCCACGGGGAAAUAACGAAGAUAAAUUAUAACGAUCGACUCUGAUUUCCAGACUGAAAAAUACUCUUAUUUCUGGGCGUGUCGAGUUCUAACGACCUCUACAGAGAAAAAUAGCUUUUCCCUAGUUUUGUAAGUAAUUUUUAUGCAGCACCUGUGGACCUUGAGCGAAAAUAAUGAGUUGUUUCAGUUUUAAUUACAAGGCUAAUUCCGGGGAACAGUUGAUUUCAAUUUACACUGUUAAAACAAUUAAGGCUACAGUUGAAAUUGGUGAGCACCCAAGUUAGGAGUCAGGCAGGUGUGACAGAUUCUUUAGCUAAUCCUGAGGAAGCCUGCCUGCUUGCGCAUUCUGGGAUGACCUGAUAAGAUUUAAGAACAGGGGGCUGGGGAUUUAGCUCAGUGGUAGAGCGCUUACCUAGGAAGGGCAAGGCCCUGGGUUCGGUCCCCAGCUCCGAAAAAAAAAAGAACCAAAAAAAAAAAAAAAAAGAACAGGAAAAGAGUCACCUGAACGGGUUUGUCACUGAGCAGGCCAAGGCCUUAGAAUGAGUUUGGUGAUUACAGCAGCACAGGUAAAGGUGACUUGUGAUUCUUGGUCCAAAGUUCUUUUCUCUGAGCUACAGAGCGACGUGGUUCAUCCACGUUUGAACUCCUCCCUGCUCCCUCAGAAUUUAGUGUACUUUACGGUUUUUUUUUCCCAUUUGUUUACUUUGUGGGGAGCAGACUGGGGGGUGGGGGACUGGUGAUAAAAUCAUCAGAGCUUUUACUCUUCGCCCAAGAAAUGGUGAUCCAUGAAUUAUGGUGGUUGGAUUUCUUACCAGUUCUCUGCUAAAAGAUAUAUUUUGCAAAUGCUCCCGUUGCUUACCGAGUAGGGCCGUGAGCUUUAAGCUCUGUAAUUACUGUUUGCCUUUUAUGAACUAGCUCCUUUUAAAAGAUCUGGCUGGGUAGGUAACCUUCUCAUAUGUUUGUGCUUCUGUAACUCUUUCAAUGUUCUGUUUCGUUUAUCCAAUAACUGGUGAUCGGUGGUAGGCAAAUGCAUUCUGAAGUUAUUUUUUUCAUCAGUAAGGGUGGUUGUCAUUCCCUCCCCUAAAAGGUUUGGGGUAAUUAAGCUGUAAACACAGUUGCCUUUUCUCUUCCUUGUUUGCAUUCAAAGUCUCAUUAUCUCUUUGCUUGAUCAUUUGGAAGCUGCAAAGAUAGCAAAAGGAUAGUGACUGAAGACCGGGUCCUUCCUAGAGAGCCCUUUAAACAGGUUUAAAGGUUGCGUGGUCCUUUAUCAACUUCUUGUUUUAAAAACUUGAGAGGUUGGGGACGAUGGAUCAGUAGUUAAAGAGCGCUUAUUCUGCCUCCAGCUCUUGUUUCAAGCCUCCAGCACCCACAUACAAACUGUGCAGGAUUAUAAGUCCCCGUGUCCCUAGCAUCGCUUGGUAGAGGGAGACAGGUGAACUUCAGCGCUCCGUGGCCAGAGAGCCUAGACUGAAUGCUGCCUUCUGGUCCAGUGAAAGAAAGAUCUUGUCUCAAGGCAAUAAGGUGACAAGCCGAUAGUCCUCCGCGUCUACGUUGAGUACGUGCCUGGGUAUGUACCUGCGCGCUUACGGACGUGUCACGCUUGGGUAGCGCACACAUAUACAACCCAUGCAGACACAAGCACGCACGAACAAAGCAAAUGGGAAAAGUGACACGCCGAGGAUGUUGCUCGGUGGUGAAGGAGGUGCUUAGUAAGCGGCCCCAAGAUGAACGGCCCAAAGGAGAUAGUUGGUGGGACAGAAAUGAGUGUCUCCGUCGUCCCUCGCUGCUUUCGUUUUCUAUGGAGCUUUUGAAGGGUUAUUAGAAGCAAUUGAGAAAAUGUUAGCAGUAGGCUUCCCUCCAAUAAAACAGAUCUGCGAGCACAGCCGCUCAAUCCUGUGAUUCCUCACUUCCGCCUUGACUGCCACCGAGGCCAUUGGCCACCCCUGCCUGCCUGGAUUGUGUUCCCUCAGAGGACCUUCCGUCCCUAAACUUGUCUGUGAAGUUUGAUGUCUAGACAACUCGCCUGCCCUUUCCACUUUGAAGAGGAGAGUCAGGGAAGUCGAUCACAAGCUCUUGUUACUCUGUUCGCUGUGCUCCGAGUCGAGUACUAAAUGGGCAGCUGUGCUUUUUAGGAUGUACGCCUUACCUCUGUAAGCGCCUUGGGCUCAGUCUUAGAGGUGGAUCCCUCCGUGCACAGCGUUUCGAAAUGCUGUCACCCCUAACCAACUCCACCAUCCUCUCUAUGUCACUUUUUGCUGUGGUCCCUUUUCAUGUGUCACGUUUGGAAAUAUCACAUAAGUCCCAGGGUCAGAUGCUAGAAGCCUUACUUUACAAAUGAGCAAAUUGACUCUAUGUUUUCCCUCAUGCGGCUGAUGGGAAGUGGAGGGGGCAGGAAGCAGGAGACGAUAAAUAAAUAAAUAAAUAAAUAAAUAAAUAAAUAAAUAAGGCCAUUUCCCAUGCUUUAACCGGCAGCCAGAAAACUACGACCGCUGUGGCACAUCCUAUGAGCUAAACCGAUUCCCUGUUCAUUUUUGGUAGUGCCAAGAAUGUAACCCAGGGCUCCCUGCCCUCUAUGCCUGCCCUGCUGAGCUUUAUCCCGGCUCUAAUUUAAAUUUUUUAAACUGACACCUCACAUGUAGGGUGCGGUAUAAUAAUUCAAUAAAUACAUACAAGGAGCGCUGAUGAAGUUCAAGUAAUUGUCUUUCCUCUCCAUUUCUGUGUACUGAGGACCUUUACACUCUGCUUGGCUGGUUAUUUUGAGAUGUAUAAUUUCUUUUCAACUGUACGUGCCCUACCUCGGGUCAGGACAGUGCAAGUCAUUCUUCCUGGGCUAGGGAUUGAAGCUCUAUUGAUAGAGUGCUUGGUUAUCAUGCACAAGGGCCCGAGUUUGAUCUCCAGCACUGCCUAAAAGGGGCUUGGGGGUGCACACCUGUAAUUCUAUCGCUUAGGAGGUCGAGGCAGGUGCAUCGGAAAUUCAAGGUCUUCCUUGGCUACAUAGAAAGUUGGAGACUAGCCUGAGCUAUAUGAAACUGAAUUUCAAAGAUAGAUGAUAGAAAAUAGACAGAUUAUAGAUAGAUGAUGGAUGAUAGAUAGAUAGAUGAUACAUAGAUGAUACAUAGAUGAUACAUAGAUGAUACAUAGAUAUACAUAGAUAGAUGAUAGAUGGUAGAUAGAUAGAUGAUAGAUGAUAGAUGAUAGAUAGAUGAUAGAUGAUAGAUAGAUAGAUAGAUAGAUAGAUACAUAGAUACAUAGAUGAUAGAUAGGAAACAAACGUCAAGAAGAGGGGAUAACUGCUUGCAUUAUACUAUAUUUUACUUCUUAUUACCAGUUUUCAACAAUUGCAAAUAACCACAAAAUGAUUAUUUUGUGGCAAGUGAAGGGGAUAUAACAUCCAAAUUCAGUGCCCACAAGUAAAGUUUUAUAGUUAUGAUUGAUUAGUUCCUGUGGCUGGUGUUAGCACCCCAGUAUUGGGAUGGAGUAGUUCUAACAGAGAUUCUGUGGCCCACGAAGUAGAAAAUAUUGGCCAUUUGUCCUGGUCUGAAAACGUUUGCUCCGCCGACUUCACUCAGGUGGGUGGCGUCAGUGGGGUCUCGUUAUGACAAGGCUCACAGGCCGCCGCAUUCCUCCUUGACUUUGAUGGGACAUUGUUAACCUGGAUCAUCCUGGCCUGCCAUUCCUCUGGCGACCUCUUGGGCCCAGCUCACAGGAAAUGUCUGAGUGGCCUUUCUCCUAGCGAUGAGAAUGUAGGUCGAUGCUCAUUUCUGCCCAAAGCAGCCACGCAUUUCCUUUAGCCCGUUCGGGGGUCCUUUCCCCUUCCCUGUGCGGCGCGCUUCCUGUUGGCUUUGCAGCCUUGAGAAGUCGCCCAUUCAUUUUCCUCCCCGUGGUCUCCAUCCUUUCCUCGAUCCCGUGGUUUGUUAGAAAGUGCGUCCAAAGUUUCACGCUCUCGCCCAGACGUCUGGGCUUAGUUGAUUUUCCUCACGACGUGGCCCAGAGGCUCCAUCGAUUCCUUUGUGUGGUGAUGAAAGCCUUCUUCCACGCUCGAACAUUCUCCUUGCUACAUGGAGAGUUUUCAGGUUCUCGUCUUCUGAAAAUGCUGGAAAGUUUGCUUACGAUUAUCCCUAAAACCUGUGGCUUGUGUAAUGGCAGCUUCUUGGUUAUGCUGUGAGUGUCCCUUUGCUUAUAAGAGUUACUCAAGUCGGGGUUGGGGAUUUAGCUCAGUGGUAGAGCGCUUGCCUAGCAAGCGCAAGGCCCUGGGUUCGGUCCCCAGCUCCGGAAAAAAAAGAAAAAAAAAAAAAAGAGUUACUCAAGUCAUGUGCGCUCUGUAUUUAAGAGGCAUGAUUGUCAUAAAGGUUCUGAGAGGGAAGGAAGGUGAAAGAGAGACAUUUUGGCAGGACGAGACUAGAUAUUUUUUAACGUGCCUUGAUUAAGAGACAUACAGGGAAGGAACUAGUUUUCAGGAGUCCAGAAGGGGGCGCUGCUGUGAGUUCUCUCCGUUUCAGACACUGUGCUUCAUGAUGCCUGUGAAUUAUAUCGAUUCUUGCUCAGUGAGGUGAUAUCCCAUUUUGUAGAUGGGCAGACCGAGGCCAGAGAGGCUAAGAACUCAGAUGUUAGACUGACAGUAGCAGAGCGGAGGUUGUAGUCAAGGUCAACGGAAGUCCCGAACCUGAGCUCCGAUCUAUUCCGCUUUGGAACUGCACCUCCAAAGUCAAUUUGCAAAACCCCAUGCACAAAAGCAAUGGUUGCAGAUAGAAAAUUUGACCUGACUCCAUAGGGGCUCAGAUGGAUUUGUGCAUGCCUGGGUCCAGUUUGGUAGUUAAGAGGGGUGUUCUGUGGCUUUUUAUAAGUUCUUUUAGACAUGACUCUAAGUGUCUGUUGAGUGGAGAAUGCUGAGUCUGACUCAUUCUGAUUCUACAUGUUGAACUCCAACAUACACUUCUCUUUGGUUGAAAGAGGCUGAUUACAAUCGAUCAGCUGACUGGUAUUGAUGAGUAUCUCCUGGAAGUUUAUGUUAAAACAUUGGUAACAGAUGGUUUCCUUCGCUGUUCGUAGGUUGUACCAUCAAGAAACUGAAUCGACUCAAACCUUGUGUGUGUGUGUGUGUGUGUGUGUGUGUGUGUGUGUGUAAAUGACAAUGCUUUAAACCAGAACAUAGCCAGCCCCGGUUCCCUUUUAGCUUAGCUAUUUCCUUUUCUUCCUGGUUAUUUCUAUAGAAAUUUAUCAACUGCAAUUUCCUUGAAAUUAUGAAUAAGCCUGUCUUCCUCUUGUAUUGGACAGUGUGAAGAAACAUGAGAUUACAUCUGUGUAGCUGAGAAGCUAGAAGGAGCUGGGAAUGACUACUUAUUUUUUUUUAUUUACUUUAUUAUUUGAGACACACUUUCAUUAUAUAGCCCAAGCUACUUUUGAGCUAGCUAUGAACAAGAAAUACUUUUGGACUCCAAUGGGCUAGCAUUGAACUUGUGGUGAUCCUUCUGCACCCACGGCGCUAAGUGCUGGGGUGGCAGCGCUAAGUGCAUGCCAGCUAUGCAUCGCCCAAUGACUGCCUUCUGGUCUUUUCUCACAGCUGAAGCUGAGUAGCCAUGCCCAUGUAGAUAUUUAGCCUCUUCUCUUAUCCUCUCUCUUCUAACCACACAUGAGGCAGGAGGUCUUAGGCAUAAGAAGCAAGGCUCUGAGGGACCAUUGGGAGCAGGCUCAUAAGAGCCAGUGGAUACACAGAAAUAGCUCUUCUGGGGCGUUUGAAAAGGAUGCAUUGCGCACUUACUUCCCUUUUAAUUUACCCCUUUCCAAACUCCAUACCCACGUUGCCAUUUGACAAGCAGAGCAAAACCCAGAGCAGUCAAGUCCCACAGACUGGACCGAUCUAAAAGGGAGGCUCCGGUAUUGAAUUUGUUUGGACCGAAUCCACAUACAGACUUUUGAAAAGCUGGCGGGAGAGGUGUGGCUGGGUAAGUGUGAUGCUGGGGAGAUGGCUCAGCAGGUAGGAGCAUUUGCUGCUCUUGAGAAGGACCUGGGUUCAGUUCCCAGCAGUCACACCAUGACUCAUUAUCUCCAGCUCCAGUCUAUUUCCUGCCUUCUUCAGGCUCCCACGAACACCGGUCAUGCAUACGGUGCCCAUACAAAACACCCUGCACAUAAUAAUAAAUCUUUUUAAAAAAAUACCGUGCAGGGCGGAAGUGGAGAAAAUACACUUGAUUCUACUUUUCUCGUUAUUCACUAGGAAGCCUUGAAAAAAUCCACUUUAACCCCAAGUGGCUCCUGACACUAAUUCAUGGAGCUGUCAGGGAGAUUAAACAAGGUCGUGCACGCUAUAUACAGUGCUCUCCGUGUUUGACCCGCUGUCAUUUUGCAAGCGCUCACUGAGGGCACGUCUGUGUUUGAGGUACUCCACUAGAAUCAACCAUCACUCCAUAAUCACAUUUGUCCCACUCUUCCAUGCCCCUCAGCCCUUAAAGGCAUUCUCACGCAGGAGGAGAUAAAAAAUGUUCACAGUUAAGUUCGUCUAGCGCUCGGGUGCCGGGUGGAUAACAAGGAGGCUAGGAAAGCCCUCCUAAUUGGUAUGGGAGUGGUCACGUGAUCUUCGGAGUCGAUGAGGAUUUGAGUCCCUGAUCCAAAAGUAAAAGAGAGGAGGAAUCUUGACUCUAAUAUCCAGGGGCAGCGACCGAAUGCUGGUAUAGGCAGGGCACUUGCUCAGAAGAAUACUCAGGCAAAGGAAAGUGCAAAAGAGAAAAAUGACCAGGAAAAUACCUGGGUAAAGACCCCCUGUGUCUUUUUGAAGCACUUCCUUGUCCGCAGCAAGGCAAGAAGCGAAACCCCGGCCUUAAGAUUCCAAGGGAAGCGUUUGAACAACCUCAGACCAGUUCCACGCCGCCUCGGGAUUUAGACUCCAAGGCUUGCAUUUCUAUUGGAAACCAGAACUUUGAGGUGAAGGCCGAUGACUUGGAGCCUAUAGUGGAGCUGGGACGAGGUGCGUACGGGGUGGUGGAGAAGAUGCGUCACGUGCCCAGCGGGCAGAUCAUGGCGGUGAAGCGGAUACGGGCCACAGUUAAUAGCCAGGAGCAGAAACGGCUACUGAUGGAUCUGGAUGUUUCUAUGAGGACAGUGGACUGUCCGUUUACCGUGACCUUCUAUGGUGCACUCUUCCGGGAGGGCGAUGUGUGGAUCUGCAUGGAGCUCAUGGAUACGUCACUAGAUAAAUUCUACAAACAAGUUAUUGAUAAAGGCCAAACAAUUCCAGAAGAUAUCUUAGGGAAGAUAGCAGUUUCUAUUGUAAAAGCAUUAGAACAUUUACACAGUAAGCUCUCUGUUAUCCAUCGAGAUGUCAAGCCUUCAAAUGUGCUCAUUAACACGCUGGGCCAAGUGAAGAUGUGUGACUUUGGAAUCAGCGGCUACCUGGUAGACUCUGUUGCGAAAACGAUCGAUGCCGGUUGCAAACCAUACAUGGCUCCUGAACGAAUAAAUCCAGAGCUCAACCAGAAGGGGUACAGUGUGAAGUCUGACAUUUGGAGUCUGGGCAUCACCAUGAUUGAGCUGGCCAUCCUCCGGUUUCCCUAUGAUUCUUGGGGAACGCCCUUCCAGCAGCUAAAACAGGUGGUAGAAGAGCCGUCUCCACAACUCCCAGCGGACAAGUUCUCUGCUGACUUCGUUGACUUUACCUCACAGUGCUUGAAGAAAAAUUCCAAAGAACGGCCCACGUAUCCAGAGCUUAUGCAACAUCCAUUUUUCACCGUCCAUGAAGCCAAAGCAGCAGAUGUGGCGUCUUUCGUAAAACUGAUACUCGGGGACUAAAAAGCCACGGACUUGACUGGUUGACCCUACUGUGGAUUGGUGGGUUUACAGGGCGAAGUGAGUUCACCACAGCGCCAACAGAAAGUCAUCUUGAGAUCAUUGAACCCUGCCUCUCUGAGGGGCUUCCUCUCCCUGUUUUUCUUUUUCCUCUCCGAAGGGGGCCUUGGAAUCUCUAGCGUAGGCUGAGCUCUCUAUAUGGAUGAAAUAUGAUAGAGGCUUAGGACUCGAAAAGGUGAUAAAAUAUUUAAUGGCGAGGCAUACGAGGAGUCCUCAAGCCUCUGGGAUCUCUCGUGUUCUUUACAAAAUGAAUGCAUUGGCCCUGGUAACAAGGUGCUACAGUAGUUGACGAGAUUGUAAAGUAGGUUCGUAGCGUAUCCCACUUAUUUUAAUAUUUAUGUUUCAGUGCUUGGUUGGAAAUAUUCCAUUUUUAUGCAAGAAGGGAGAUACAGAGACAAGGCUGACUUGGCAGUGUUUAUAGGGCUUUUAUUUUUUAAGUUCAAUCAUGUCUGUGGUCCAGAGGAAGUUAUUUAAUAUGCAUCUUUAAGAAUAUUAUAAAAAAAAAAUCUCAAGCAAAGGGGCUCUUCCUAUGCACUGUGGCUUGCGGCUGUCAUGGCGGCUGCUCCCGACCGUCAACUCCACCGUGGGUGAUCACCGAAUCUUUUGAAUGAACUGUCAAAGUUAAUGCUCCUCACCCCACCUCCCCCAACGUUGGAAAAUUUGAAAGUCACUUGUUUCAUGGCUCAAAGAGUAAAAAAAAAAAAAAAACAAAAAACAA
Rattus norvegicus (Norway rat) is the source of this 13984-nucleotide messenger RNA. RefSeq names its product mitogen-activated protein kinase kinase 6 (gene Map2k6). The record is from RefSeq and is a predicted model, not a curated record. Gene Ontology annotation, molecular function: protein kinase activity; kinase activity; protein serine/threonine kinase activity. Lineage: Eukaryota; Metazoa; Chordata; Mammalia; Rodentia; Muridae. Gene Ontology annotation, biological process: cardiac muscle contraction; positive regulation of MAPK cascade.